UUUUUCUUGCAGCAAAAAAAAAAUUUUUUUUUUUCUUCAAAAAUUUGGAACUUUCUUAGUUUUUUUAUAGAUUCAAGACAAUAAAAAACUUUUUUUUAACAAAACAAAAGUAUUAUUAGUGUAACUUAAAUAAUUAUUUGAAGAAUUUAAAAUAAUUACAAAUGUCUCCUCGUACGAACUCCCCCACACCACCAUUUGGUCCGUACGACGAUAUCAAUGACUUUGAUUAUCCUGCAGGACCUUCAGGACAUCAAAAUCCUUACUUCAAUAAUAUCAGUCAAGCAAAUUUUUAUCCAUCACAACAACAAAAUAAUAUAACACCUAAUGGAACAAAUGUACUUAGAAAUGAUAUUACAGAAACACCUUCAACUCGUAAUAGUUCUAAUAAUGAUGAGAAUGGAUUAUUUAAAGCUCUUCUUCUUCGUCCUCUUAAUAUACCAAGAAAAGUUCUUUCAUCUUCAGUAGUAAAAGGUGUUUCUUUAAUGAUAUUAUAUUCAUUUUGUAUAACAAGUGUAUGUUUUAUAUUUUUUGUUUCAUACCUUUUAACGUUCUACGAUGAUGCCCGAAGAUUAUUCCGUACUUCACGUGUAUGGGCACAAUUGAGAAGUGGAGUUAGAGAGAGAAUAGCUAUGAUGGGGGAUGAUUGGGAGGAUUUCUUACAAAAAUAUUUUGAUCAAUCAUGGGAUGGCGUUGAUGUUAAUCGUAACGUUCAUCUUGGUAAUAAUAACAAUUCAUCAUCAGCAAAUGAUUCAAAUUCUAAAAGACAAACUCCAUUUAAUAAUGGUAUUCCAAAAGAUUUAGAUUGGCUUAAAGGAGCAUUAUUAGAUUUUAUGACUGUUAUUGCAGGUCAAGAUGUAACCAGCAAAUUUCAAGAAUCUUUUCGUGGUCAACCACCAACUGCAACAGCUGGAGGUGAUACUGGAAGAAAAUAAAUUUAUAUAUAUAUGUAUAUCCUCUCUCAUAUUAUUAUAUAUUUAUAACAUUUAAUUAUAACAUAUUGAAGGUUGUAAAUGAUAAUCUCGACUUUCAUCA
This is a messenger RNA of Rhizophagus irregularis DAOM 181602=DAOM 197198, 1032 nucleotides long. RefSeq lists its product as uncharacterized. The record is from RefSeq and is a predicted model, not a curated record. Lineage: Eukaryota; Fungi; Glomeromycota; Glomeromycetes; Glomerales; Glomeraceae.